GGGAAUCUGACAAAAGGGAAAGAGGGGAGCAGCAUCAAAAGGAGAGACAGAGCUUGGAGAUUAUAAGUCUGGGAAGUGUGUAGUUUGCAGGGAGGGAAAAUGCUCCGUCUCUCUCUGCCUCUCCUCGCCAUCUGCCUGGCAGCUUGGGCCCCCAGCGUGGUGGAUGGGGCCCCCCGCACGGCCGCCCCCACCCUCCUGCAACGCAAGCCCAGCAAGAGCCCCACCGCAGCAAGCCAGGUGACAGCAGCGCUCCCCAGGGCACCUUCCGCCUCACCUGAGCCCUCCAGGAGAAAGCAGGUGAGGGGAACAGCCCGUCCAGAGCUCACCUCACUUGCUAACCUCAGGACCACAGUCACACCUGGCAGACAGGGCAAGGAAGCGCCCUUUGCUACCACCAGCCAAGCCCAGAAGACCAGGGUGGCCACGGAGAAGCCGGUUCUUGGGAAGAAAGUUGUGAAGAAGGUGGUGAAGAAGAAAGUCAAACUUUCCCCCCAGGAAAGAGCUGCCAAAGAAGCCUCAGAAUGCCCCCCGCUGGGCCUCGAGUCUCUGAGGGUGAAGGACUUCCAGCUCCGGGCUUCUAGCUACAAGCGAAUGGGCCUCGGACCCCAUCGUGGGAGACUCAACAUACAGUCUGGCAUCAACGAUGGCGAUUUCUAUGACGGCGGCUGGUGCGCUGGGCAUGACAACAAGAACCAGUGGCUGGAGGUGGAUGCCCGGCAGCCGACCCGUUUCACCGGAGUCAUCACACAAGGCCUGAACUCCAUUUGGACAUAUGACUGGGUAACAUCGUAUAAGAUCCAGUUCAGCAACGACACUCACAGCUGGCAGCCGUGCAUGAAUGGGAGUGAGGAGAUGGUCUUCUCCGGAAACAAGGACCCCGAGACGCCGGUCCUCGGCCUCUUCCCCACUUCAGUGGUGGCACGAUACAUCCGCAUCAACCCCCAAACGUGGUUUGAGAAUGGGACCAUCUGCCUGAGGCUGGAGGUCCUGGGUUGCGUAGUGCCAGACCCCAACAACAUCUACUCGUGGGACAUGGCGCCUGUGACCACAGACAAAUUGGACUUCAGGCACCACAACUACAAGGACAUGAGGAAGCUGAUGAAGAAGGUGAACGACGCCUGUCCCAACAUCACCCGGGUAUACAGCAUCGGGAAGAGCUACCUGGGACUGAAAAUGUACGUCAUGGAGAUUUCCGACAAUCCUGGACAGCAUGAAGUUGGGGAGCCCGAGUUCCGCUAUGUCGCUGGCAUGCAUGGCAACGAGGCUCUGGGCCGGGAGCUGCUGCUCAACCUGAUGGAAUACCUCUGCCACGAGUACAAGCAGGGCAACCCUCGCAUUGUACGCCUGGUCACAGAGACCCGAAUCCACCUGCUGCCCUCCAUGAACCCGGACGGCUACGAGACGGCCUACAAACUGGGCUCUGAGCUGUCCGGCUGGGCGAUGGGUCGUUGGACAUACGAAGGCUUCGACCUCAACCACAACUUUGCUGACCUCAACACGGCCCUGUGGGACGCAGAGGACAACGAGAUGGUGCCACACAAGUUCCCCAACCACUACAUCCCCAUCCCAGAGUAUUACACUUUCCCCAAUGCCACGGUGGCCCCAGAGACUCGGGCAGUCAUCAACUGGAUGCAGCGCUACCCUUUCAUGCUCAGCGCCAACCUGCACGGAGGGGAGCUGGUGGUCACCUACCCCUUCGACAUGACGCGCACCUACUGGAAGGCCCAGGAGCUGACUCCCACAGCCGACGAUGCCGUCUUCCGGUGGCUGGCAACAGUUUACGCCACUUCCAACUUGGCCAUGGUGGAUGACGACCGGCGCCUCUGCCACUACGAUGAUUUCAUGAGGGAAGGCAACAUCAUCAAUGGGGCGAACUGGCACACAGUGCCUGGAAGUAUGAACGACUUCAGUUACCUUCACACCAACUGUUUUGAGAUCACCAUCGAAUUGUCCUGUGACAAGUUCCCACACGAGUCGGAGCUGCCCCGGGAAUGGGAGAACAACAAGGAGUCCUUGCUGGUCUACAUGGAGCAGACCCGAAGGGGCAUCAAAGGCAUCGUCCGAGACAAAGACACGGAGCAGGGCAUUGCGGACGCCAUCAUUUCGGUGGAUGGCAUCAACCAUGACAUUCGGACAGCUUUCGACGGGGACUACUGGCGCCUGCUAAACCCCGGUGAGUACGAAGUCACUGCUGCGGCCGAGGGCUACCAUUCCGUCACCCGGAGUUGCCGUGUCUCUUAUGAAGACAACCCCACCCUGUGUGAAUUCCGCCUGACAAAGACACCCAAGCAACGGCUGAGGGAGAUCCUGGCCAAAGGGGGCAAGGUCCCCAAGGAUCUCGCCUUGCGCCUUCGCCAGCUGCGGCUGCACAAACUGCGGUCCCAGAAACGGGCUCAGUGAGGGGGACCCUUUGACCUCUUCCUGGACAGAAAGCUGCUUCUCAGACUCCCAUUGCCUUCUUCUUCCGAUCUUAGUGGAUUCUUUCUUCAGCCUGAACGUUUUGAGUUUCUAGACACAGACCUCCGUGCCGUUGGCCUUCAAACUAUCUUGUGAUUUCUGGCCUUUGGGGAAAUUAGAUAUACCGGUAAAUCAGCCCCAGAAUUUGUUCCCAGCCCCUCAAGCAAUCGUGACAAUAUUAUCGUCGUCAUCAUUGUUUCAGCACAAUGUUCGCCAUCUUGGCACUCAUCAAGAUCCAUGUGUUUUUAAGUUCUACUUAUUAUGAACAUGUCAGAAAUGGUGCUGAAUUUCUAAAGCAACCUCUUUUGGUUUAAGCGCACCUGCACAUGCCUCUCCCGGAAGCCGUUCCCUUUAAGCUCAGAUGUGCAGAGGCUGGUUGUAGCCAUUCAGCACUCUGCUCAUGCACAAAGAAACACUCAUUCCUCAUUCCUUCACAUGUCCCAGGGUCAAACCCUGACACUGAAAAAAAAUGGUUCUGGCUGAGUCCUGAAGUCACAUGAAAUCCCAGUUCAAAGCAAUGCCAUCUGCCCAGAGGCAAGCAAGUCCGUUUUUCCUUCCUCUUGAUUAUCAGCCAAUAUUUAGUGUAUGAAUUGAGUUUACCGAAGGACUAACCUGCAUGUGGAUUUUCCGUGAUUUGUCAGGAGUUGGUGUCAGUUGAAGGAAAUCUGAACAGAGGGGUGGGUAUAAAUCCCACCAAUAGGGCCAGAACUUUAGAGAGCUGCUGUCCCUUUACGAUGGACAUGGAAGCCAGGCCAUUAGCUGUGGCUUCUUCCAUGAAUGCAGCAUUCUUCUGGGUAAAGCCUCACCUAUCCCAGGAAAGAAAACUUCCUUCCAUAGAACUCUUAAAAGGGCAGGAAUACUCUCAAGGACUGACAAGCUAGUCAAGGGAUCAAAGAACGGCAAGCAAGAGAAAACCCCACAAGGACACCCCUUAAUAAAAUGAUGAAAUCCAUCAAGAACUCAUCCCUGAACCUCCUCAUGUUAAUGCACUACAACUCCCAUCAUCCCUGGUCACUGGGUCUGCUUCCUGGGGCUGAUGGGAGUUGUGGUUCAUCAAUGUCUGGAGGGCCAAAGGUUCACCACACUGGUGCUAACAAAAUGGUUUCUUGACAGCCCAGCGCCACAAUAAAUUAAUGUUGUUAUCUGGGCUCCUAGCUUCUGAGUUCAGUGGGUGCCUUGCUGCUGAGGGCGUUGUCUUCAUUCUAAGGACCAGAUUCACACAAACAGUGCUGGCCUCCCUUCAAGUACAGCCUUCCUCAACCUUGUUGCCUUCCAGAUGUUUUGGGUUGCAACUCCCACCAUCCCUGAACUUUGGGAAGAAGAUGGGAGCUGGAGUCUGGAGGGCACUAAGUUGGGGAAAGCUGACAUAGGUAAUCAAGACUGAAGGACCGCCAGCCCCCAAAUUUCUUCUUCUUCUUUGGCGAUCACUCGUAGCCAAGUAAGAGAGCCAGUGUGGUGUAGUGGGUAAGAGCGGU
This is a messenger RNA of Podarcis muralis (Common wall lizard), 3932 nucleotides long. It is a transcript of the gene CPXM1, whose product is annotated as carboxypeptidase X, M14 family member 1. The record is from RefSeq and is a predicted model, not a curated record. Gene Ontology annotation, molecular function: metallocarboxypeptidase activity; zinc ion binding. Gene Ontology annotation, biological process: proteolysis. NCBI's taxonomy places the organism in Eukaryota, Metazoa, Chordata, Lepidosauria, Squamata, Lacertidae.